UGGGUGCUGCCAGGGUGGGUCCCCUCCGCGCUGCCGCUCGCAGAUCAGACAGGUCCGGAUGCCCUUGCAGCCGCAUUCCCGAAGGACCUCGGGGGCUGCCACUGCCGCAGCCGCCAUCGCCGCGUCCUGGCGCGCAAGGCGCAGGCGCGGAGCCGCGGGCCGGGGGGCCGCUGGGAGUUGUAGUCCGCGCGCAAGGGCGCGAGGUCCGCAGGGCACGAGGUCCGCGGGCUGCUUCCUUCCGGUCGUCUCUGCCACCAGGCUCGCGCGGCGCCACCUCCUGGGCUCGCGCGGCGCCACCGACGGGAGAAGCGGGCUCGGCCGCCGCUGGUGCCGCCGAUCGGGCCCGCGCGGGCCGCGCCUCCUCGCCAUGGGCCCCCUCUCAGCGCGGCUGCUGAUGCAGCGGGGGCGACCCAAGAGCGACCGGCUGGGCAAGAUCCGGAGCCUGGACCUGUCAGGGCUGAAGCUGCUCUCUGAGCACUUGGAUCCCAAGCUCCUGAGCCGCCUGACACAGCUGCAAGAGCUGGACCUCUCCAACAACCAACUGGAGACGCUGCCUGCCAACCUGGGCCUGUCCCACCUGCGCAUCCUCCGCUGCGCCAACAACCAGCUGGGGGACGUCACUACCUUGUGCCAGUUCCCACAGCUCGAGGAGCUCAGCCUAGAGGGCAACCCCUUCCUGACAGUCAGUGACAACCUGAAAGUCUCGUUUCUCCUGCCCAAGCUCCGUAAGGUCAAUGGCAAGGAUGCUUCCUCCACUUCCUCUCAGGUGGAGAGCCUGAACCGGGAGCUGACCAGCAGGGUCACAGCUCACUGGGAGAAGUUCAUGGCUACCCUGAGCCCAGAGGAGGAGGCGGAGAAGGCCCAGGAGGACUUUGUGAGGUCUGCCAUCAGGGAUGUCCGCUAUGGGCCCGAGUCCCUCAGCGAGUUCACCCAGUGGCGGGUGCGGAUGAUCUCUGAGGAACUGGUGGCCUCUGGUGGGAUUCAGGUACAUGAGGCAGACAGGCCGGAGAGGCCCUCAAAAGCCACAGCUGCCCAGGAGCCCAGGGCCAAGCCAGGUGCCUUGAAACGGCCGGAUGAUGUCCCACUCAACCUCUCUCCCAACAAGCGGGUGUGCACCGCCCCGGUGGAGGGCAGCCCCGUGGGCUCUGAUGACAGCCAGCCUGCCCCGAAGCUGGAGCCCCUGCACUUCCUACAAUGCCACAGCAAGAACAACAGCCCUCGGGACCUGGAGACGCAGCUCUGGGCCUGCGCCUUCGAGCCGGCUUGGGAGGAGGGGCAUGUAGGGGCCACAUCCCAGACUGUGGCCACGUGUGGCGGGGAGGCUGUGUGUGUGAUAGACUGCCAGACGGGCAUCGUAUUGCACAAGUACAAGGCGCCAGGCGAGGAGUUCUUCUCCGUGGCCUGGACAGCCCUGAUGGUGGUCACUCAGGCAGGCCACAAGAAGCGCUGGAGCGUGCUGGCGGCUGCAGGCCUGCGGGGGCUGGUCCGGCUGCUGCACGUGCGUGCCGGCUUCUGCUGCGGGGUCAUCCGGGCCCACAAGAAGGCCAUCGCCACCCUCUGCUUCAGCCCCACCCACGAGACCCACCUCUUCACCUGCAGGAGGGAGCAGGGCCUCCUCAGGGCCACCUGUCCUCUUCCCAUCGCCUCUUCAGCGGCCUCCUAUGACAAGCGGAUCAUCCUCUGGGACAUUGGGGUGCCCAACCACGAUUAUGAAUUCCAGGCCAGCCAGCUGCUCACGCUCGAUACCACCUCCAUCCCCCUGCGUCUCUGCCCAGUGGCCUCCUGCCCAGAUGCCUACCUGCUGGCUGGCUGUGAGGGUGGCUGCUGCUGCUGGGAUGUGCGGCUGGACCAGCCUCAGAAGAGGAGGGUGUGUGACGUGGAGUUUGUCUUCGAGGGCUCCGAGGCAUCUCGACGGCGAGUGGACGGGCUGGCGUUUGUGAAUGACGAUGUCGUGGCCUCCAAGGGGAAUGGCCUGGGUACCAUCUGCCUAUGGAGCUGGAGCCAGACGUGGCUGGGCCGAGGAAGCCAGUCCACGGUGGCAGUAGUGGUCCUGGCUCGGCUGCAGUGGUCCCACACUGAGUUGGCUUACUUCUCACUCAGCGCCUGUCCUGAUGAAGGGAUUGUGCUCUGUGGGGACGAGGAGGGCAACGUGUGGGUCUACGACAUCAAGCGCAUCCUAACGCAGCAGCCUCUGCCACUGGCAGCCCCGCAGGCGCCCACGCAGAUCCUUAAGUGGCCCCAGCCCCGGGCCCUCGGGCAGGCGGUGACGAAGACCAUGGUGAACACAGUGGUGGCCAACCCCACCUUUACCUACCUCACCGCUCUGACGGACUCCAACAUCGUGGCCAUCUGGAGGAAACACUAGCCUUGAGCACAAGCUCCUGCCUCUACGCAGAGGCCCAUGGACACAACUUAACUUAUUCAGCUUUUGCUAAUGACAGGGAGCUUUUCACAGUUGACUAUUUUUAUUAAACUCUACUGGGGUAGAGAAGCCUGUGGCGAGCCGUUUGUGGGCCCGUCUGCUCCUCCUACUUUGAGUGACAGGCAGAGCUGGCAGCUGAGGCUUCCAGAGCAGAGACUCACGGAAGUCCACGGGUUUUCCGUCCCCUUCUGCUCAAGACCACCUCCUCCCGGGUUCCCAGUUGUCCAGAAUGAGCUUGUU
Molecule: messenger RNA, 2662 nt
Organism: Equus quagga
Lineage: Eukaryota; Metazoa; Chordata; Mammalia; Perissodactyla; Equidae
Gene: LRWD1
Product: leucine rich repeats and WD repeat domain containing 1
Exons: 15
Coding region: 59-2365 (768 amino acids)
Biological process (GO): chromatin organization; establishment of protein localization to chromatin
Cellular component (GO): nuclear origin of replication recognition complex
Molecular function (GO): protein binding; chromatin binding
Source: RefSeq, a predicted model, not a curated record